ACCACGGGAAAGCCCCAACAUUUUGUAUGAGUAAAAUAUCGGGCCCAAGAGUGCAUGCUGGAAAUUUUCGUACAAUAUUUUGACUCACUAGAAAUGUGGGAUCAAGAACCCCAGGCCAGUUCACUUGGAGAAUUGUCGUUUCAGUCAAACGUCAGGCGAGCCUCAUUGACAGACUAGAGCAUUUUGAUAGCCAUGACAUCGAAAGGUACACUUCUGGCAACUGUGCUACUGAUGGUGCUUAUCCCACUGCCCAUCUGCCAGGCCAUUUGGUUUCCCUGGUACUUCCAUCGCUAUGGACUAGAGCCGCACUCGGCUCGGCACAAGGGACCCGGCGGUGGGACAGCUCCGGCAGUUCCCAGUGGAAAACAGCCAAAGCCCGCGGACGGAGCGAAGCCCGGCACGAACAAGAACAUUAGCAAGGGUGGCUCGACCUGUCCGCCUGGCUACGAGCCAAAGGACCCUAAGGCUGUCCGGGAAGCGGGAUCGACAACUCGUAUCUGCGAUGAUAACCCCGUGCUGAUGCAGCUUGCCCGUCUCUAUGUGGUCAGUCCGGAGAGGAUUGUGCUGCUGUUGGCCCAGGCCUCCAUGGUUGAUUCGUGCGCUGAGAUCUGCGAUGUUCUCGGGAACAUUCACGCUGCAACCAGCAACUGUGUACUGGCCCCAGACAAUAUCUAUGCAAAGCUAAGCGAUGGACUGGACUACUUCAAGGAGGUUGUAUGCGCCACCGACUGUGAGGCCAGCCCACGCAAGCGGUUUGCUGGGCUCUUGGAGUCCCAGAACUGCAUCCGAGAGAUGCGCACCGACAUGAUCGAGUGCGAGGCACCACCCGAUUGGUAUGAGACGCAGAAUAAAUCCAAACUCUGUCAGAUCUACAACGAUGUCCUGGACUGCUACUACACCAGGGCGGCAAUGCUGUGCGGCAUUGAGUCGGCCAAGCAGCUGAGAUCCUUUGCUGCUGAUAGCAUGGGCCGGGCAAUGAACCAUAAGUGUGAGGUCAGCAAGAAACUUCCGAGGGUGGACAAUGCCAUGCCCUCGAUGGCGUCGGCCUCUUCGAACAUGGGCAUGGCUCUCUUUAUCAUUUUUCUGAAUCUCAUCAUUUGUUAAGGUUUUUUUCGAACAUUUUUAUAUUUUCUUACCAUCGAAACCGUGUGAAAAUUGUUUAAUAAAU
Drosophila persimilis is the source of this 1168-nucleotide messenger RNA. RefSeq lists its product as uncharacterized. Bases 193 to 1104 code for a protein of 303 amino acids. The record is from RefSeq and is a predicted model, not a curated record. NCBI's taxonomy places the organism in Eukaryota, Metazoa, Arthropoda, Insecta, Diptera, Drosophilidae. The transcript has a single exon.